GACAGACAGACAGACAGCCCGGGACCGGCGGCUGCAGCGGCAGCGGAGGCUCAGAGCGUGUCCGGCUGCGGGACAGCGCGGCUCCCGGGGCGGCGGGCAGCCUCCUCCAGCCCCCGGGCGGGACGGGACGGGUCUACCCGCUGGGUUUGUGGUUGCCGGGGGCGGCGGCGGGAGCUGAGUGCGGUGCGGUGCUGCCCCGGCAACAUGAAGGACGGAGGCGAGAGCAAGGACCAGCAGCUGACCGUGGCUCUCCGCAUCCGGCCCAUAAACGACACCGAGGUGGAGGAAGGAGCCACGAUCAUCGCUCACAAAGUCGACAAGCAGAUGGUGGUGCUGAUGGACCCGAUGGGGGAUCCUGAUGACAUACUGCGAGCCAACCGGUCUCGGGAGAAAUCGUACCUGUUUGACGUAGCCUUCAAUUACUCUGCAACGCAGGAUGAUGUGUAUCGGUCAACCACCAAGGAUCUGAUUGAAGGAGUUAUUUCAGGGUACAAUGCCACUGUAUUUGCUUAUGGCCCCACAGGUGCAGGGAAAACAUACACAAUGUUGGGGACAGAUAGUGAACCGGGCAUUUAUGUACGGACCCUCAACGACUUGUUCAAGUGCAUUGAAGAGACGAGUGAUGAUAUGGAAUACACAGUCUCCAUGUCGUACCUGGAGAUUUACAAUGAGAUGAUCCGGGAUUUACUUAAUCCGUUGUCUGGCUUCUUAGAUCUACGAGAGGACUCAAAGGGAGGGAUCCAAAUUGCAGGAAUCACUGAAGUGUCCACCAUUAACGCCCACGAGAUAAUGCAGCUGUUGAUGAAAGGGAACAAGCAGCGGACCCAGGAGCCAACGGCUGCCAACAAAACCUCCUCUCGGUCGCACGCCGUCCUACAGGUGACCGUAAGGCAGAGGAAUCGCAUCAAGAACAUUUUGCAGGAGGUACGAAUUGGCCGCCUGUUCAUGAUUGACCUGGCUGGAUCGGAGAGAGCUUCACAGACACAAAACCGUGGGAAACGGAUGAAGGAAGGAGCGCACAUCAACCGUUCACUGUUAGCGCUGGGAAACUGCAUCAAUGCGCUGAGUGAGAAGGGAGGGAAUAAGUAUGUCAAUUACCGAGACAGCAAGCUGACCCGCUUACUGAAGGAUUCGCUGGGCGGGAACAGUCGAACGGUGAUGAUCGCUCACAUCAGCCCAGCCAGCAGCUCCUUUGAGGAAUCGCGCAACACUCUCACCUAUGCUGACCGUGCCAAAAACAUCAAGACCAGAGUAAAGCGCAAUUUGAUGAACGUAUCCUACCACAUUGCUCAGUACACCAACAUCAUCUCCGACCUACGCAGUGAAAUCCAUCGGCUGAAGAAGAAGAUCGACGCACAACGAAUUCAACAAACAAAAAAUGAAAAAGCGGAUAUCCGCAACGUUCAAGCCGAGGUACAGUUUCAUUCCUCUCGGUAUGACCGGCGGGAGAUGGAGAGGCUCCGCGAACAUCUGAUCACGGCCUUUCGGGAACAGAUGGAGAUUCGCCGCAAUCUCUUGGAACUGGAUAGCAAUAACAUGCAAAUCCAAGUGGACACAUCCAGACAUCUACUGACUAUAGCUGACUGGGUGCAGGAAAAGGCACGGCGGGCCAGGAAAUGGAGAGAGGAGAAUCGCAAGGAGGUGUACAACAAGGAGGACAGUGAGAAGGACUCGGACACGGGGGAUGAUCAGUCCGAUGUCAUGGAGCCGACAGAGGUGGCCAUGGCCCGGGAGAACGUUGCCGCACUCGUGGCCGAGCAGAAGAAGCUGAAGUGGCAGAAGAUGGAGCUGGAGAAGCAGUUUGCGGACAUCCGAUCGCGAGCUCACCGACUGGAGGAGCUGUUGCCGAAGCGGAUCAGCAGUGAGCAACAGCGCGAGGUGCUCAGCCUGCUGUGCAAGGUGCACGAGCUGGAGAUCGAGAACACGGAGAUGCAGUCCAUCGCCCUACUCAAGGACAACGUCAUCCGGCAGACCAACUACGUCAUCCAACGCUUCGAGCAGCACCGGCAGCUGUGCGCUGAAAUCAUUCAACAGCAACGGCAGAUCAUAGAUGAUCAUAACCUGCUGGUCCCGUCACAGUUGGAUGAGUUGUAUGAGAUUUACCUGCGGGAGUUGGACGAGGGUAAUCUCAACCGGAUCGUAUCCAUGCACACUGUCACAACGAGAACCCUGAAGGAUGGCUCGGUCAUUAACGUGGCCCAGAAGCUAAAGGUGGGAGAAGUGGUCCAGGAUGUGGACUCUGACCAGGAAAGUGUGAGAACCAUUGGAUCGGAGAAACAUUAUCCUUGGAGAAAGAAUUGCAAAGACGUCCUCCCACCACUGGUUCCAGAGUCGGAGAGUGACAGUAACCGUGUGUUUAAAACCAGCCCCCUCGCUCAGCAGAGAAAGAAUUCAACGGUAAUCACCCCUCCUCCAAUCCACUUGAACGGACUGCUAAACCAAGAGGCACACCAGCUUGAGAGUUUGGUGAGUGUGAGUGGGAUGAGCAGUGCCAGCAGCCAUCUGAACUCAUCGCCCGACAGCAGCGAGAACUCUGUGGACCACCAGCAACCCCAGACAGUGUUCCUGAAAGACCGUAAGCAGAUGUUGACGGGCACCAAAAACAUUGCGGUGAAGGCAGCACGGCGGCGAUCAAAAGCGCUGGAAAAAGACAACAGGCUGCACAUUCUGGAACCGAUGAAGGAGAAAACAAGUAUCUCACUGCACUCAAUGAGCGAGACUGAGGAGUCGUGCUAUCGGGGCGAUCCCGGGCUGUCACUGACACUAUACAGGCAUCAGCAAGGGCAGGUGAUGAAGCACGCGGCCAGUGAGGACAAUCUGUCCAGCAGCACUGGCGAGACUGCCAACCAUCUCCAGCACCAUCGCGGCCACUCCCCCAAGGAUUGGCCUCAGUCCUACAAAAAGGAAAACAAAAAGACAAACAAAAGAGAGGAAAUCGUAGAAGCCAAAAGGAAGAAACGGCGGUCAAGGUCUUUUGAAGUCAACGGUCAAGGGUUACCCAACUUGAAGAACAUCUCAUCUCGAUUCCAACCGUUGGAGAGUAUUUCGGAUAAUAGAUUUAAUGUCAAUGGCCAAUCUCAGUUCCGGAUGCAUGGCAAAGCAACGCACGUGCCUGGGAAGGUGAAAUUCCCAAUCAGCCAUUAUGCAGGUGAGAGCGAGCUGCAGAUGUUGGAGGUGGUUAGUACACCGCCCAGCACCAUCUACCAGAGAAACUGCACUGGGAGAGGGUUGGUUGUACAGAAGAAGGUCCGAGGUCCAAAUAACACAGCGCCAGAUGCAGCCAGCUCAACCUCAGUGUUCCAUCAGGCUGGGAACUUCAAGAAGCCCGUCAGACGUAAUCCUCAGCCACAUUUUAACUACACCGUGACAAAUGGAAAGAAUGACGUCAGAUGUAAGAGACACUAACUGAGUGAAAGACAAGACUUUAAUGUGAAUCAUGCUAAAGACUUAGAGGAAGUUCAUGGUUUCUUGCUGGAAGAAAGCAAAAAAAAAACAUAUCUUCCACGGAUGGAAAAGAUAAAACUGCACCGAAAAAGGAACAGAAAA
Molecule: messenger RNA, 3546 nt
Organism: Leucoraja erinaceus (little skate)
Lineage: Eukaryota; Metazoa; Chordata; Chondrichthyes; Rajiformes; Rajidae
Gene: kif19
Product: kinesin family member 19
Exons: 21
Coding region: 205-3405 (1066 amino acids)
Biological process (GO): microtubule-based movement
Molecular function (GO): ATP binding; microtubule binding; microtubule motor activity
Source: RefSeq, a predicted model, not a curated record